AUGGCACCUAGGAGAAGAAGUGUCAAUGCUCUUGGAACUGAUCAACCAGCUGCUAAUCGUAGAGUUCCCCCUGUUCCUAUUCCACCUUUAGUAGCGCCAACUACUACUCCAGCUGUGGGCAUUAUUCCCCCUACUGCACCAUCUGUUGCUCUAGUGGUCCUUGAAGCACCAGGAGUUGUUCCUGCUGCACCAGCCGCACAGGUUUUACAGUCAUUGUUGGGAUUAUUGAACAAUCAUGUAACCCCACAACCAGCAGUUCCACCAACUUUAAGUUUGGAUAGAGUGGACCCUACGGAGGCAGAGGCAUGGGUACUGGAGAUGGAGAAAAUAUUUGAUGUUCUAGGUUGUUCAGCAGACCAGAAGGUGGCCUUUGUAGCUUUUAGGUUCAAGGGUCAAGCAGAGCAUUGGUGGCGUAUAGUGAAGCGUCAAUAUGAGGGUAGGGAAAUAGAGCUAGUGUGGAGCAAGUUUCUGGAACUGUUUAAUGAGAAAUACUUCUCUGAAACGGUGCAAAGGCAGAAGCAAGUGGAUUUUCUCAAUCUGAAGCAAAAUGAUAUGACAGUGGCUCAGUAUGAAGCCAAGUUUGUGGAGUUGUCGAGGUAUGCCCCACAUCAGGUGGCCAUAGAGGAAGAUAGAGUGAUGUUGUUUGAGAAUGGCUUACGGUCAGAGAUCUAUGCAAAAGUAGCUAUUUUGGAGAUGAAGAGAUAUUCUACAUUGGUAAGCAAGGCAUUACUAGUUGAAAAGGGGGCAGAAGAGGAAAAUAAAGUUGAGGAACAAAAGGCUAAGGAACCACAAAAUAAGAGGCUUAGGGAAGAGGGACAAGUAGAGCAUCGUGGUGGUGGUUGCAAUCCUAGCAAGAAGUAUUACACCCAGGGUUAG
Messenger RNA from Camellia sinensis, 876 nucleotides. Lineage: Eukaryota; Viridiplantae; Streptophyta; Magnoliopsida; Ericales; Theaceae. The record is from RefSeq and is a predicted model, not a curated record.